CGCGCAGCGAUGGUAAUUUCCGCCGGAAGUUGGUGUCGAGUGGAGUCGAUUUGGGAAAGAAGAUUGCCUAGUCAAGGCUUCCAGACUGAAUCCAUUGCAGUAUUAUUCCAACCUGAAGUGCAUUGCUGAGACUGAGGGAGCCAUGCUGGACCGGGAUCUCGGUCUGACCCCGUCUUAUCCUCCCACGUAUCCGGAGCCCGCUAUUGGAAGACAUACCCCUUAUAUGUCACAGCCGGAGUACAGGAUCUACGAGCUCAACAAACGCCUUCAGAACUGGACCGAGGAGUGUGAUAACCUUUGGUGGGAUGCCUUCACCACUGAGUUUUUUGAGGAUGAUGCAGUGUUAACUGUGGCUUGCUGCCUGGAAGACGGACCAAAGAGAUACACGAUUGGCCGGACCCUGAUCCCUCGGUAUUUCCGAAGUAUCUUUGACGGUGGGGCAACAGAUCUUUAUUUUAACCUGAAGCACUCGAAGGAAUCAUUCCAUGGCAACCUGGUGAUCCUGGACUGUGACCUGUGCAGCAUGGUCACACUGCACAACAAACCCAUCUUCACCAAGGUAAACACGGAAGGCCGCCUCUACCUGGAGUUCACCUUCGAUGAUUUAAUGCGUAUCAAAAAUUGGCAUUUUAACAUCAGGCAAAAUCGCGAGCUGCUGUCACGCAGUAUCCUUGCAACGCACGCCCAGGAUCCUCCGAUGUUGGAGCAGUUAUCCAACAGCAUCACCCGCUCUGGCCUCACAAACUUCACCCUUAACUACCUCAGACUUUGCGUCAUUCUGGAGCCAAUGCAGGAGCUGAUGUCCAGACACAAAACCUAUAACCUGAGCCCUCGAGAUUGCCUGAAGACCUGCCUGUUUCAGAAGUGGCAACGAAUGGUCGCUCCUCCUGGUAAGAGGCUGAGGGGGGUGCGGUGCAGAGAUGGCCUGUCACGUGCUCUAACAGCCGAACCGGUCCGGCCGCCCACGGCCAAGCGGCGGAAGAGGAAGCAGUCCGGCGGCAACACGUCUGGCGCGGGCCCAGCCAGCAGCAGCAGCGGAGGCAGCAAGAAGAAGAGCAGCCCGGCUGCAGGCUUCAACCUGUCCACUCAGAUCCUCCACACCAUGCACCAUUCUUAGGCUGAGAGGACAGAGCCCUGAUCCCAUGGCCUCCGUCAUUGUCGCGGUUGACCGGCAGCUCAGAGGUGUGCGAGAACGGUUCAGGGUUUAAUCCAAGUGGCCGCCACUCACCCCGUCUCCCUGGCAACUGCUAGGCUGAGAUCUGGAGACUCGCUACCUGGAGGAUUGUGGAUGCUGAACUGUGUCCGGUCAGUCCACAGCAUGGUGUCCGGGAGGGCCAGCCCACUGCACAACUCGAACAACCAUUGUCCUGUUUCCUGUCACGCAGGCUGUGUUGGGAGACACAAAAAAAAAGAUUAAUUCAUUUAAAGGAACAUUUGAAAUGCAGUUCAUGUCAUGCCCGAUUGCGAGAGAGAAAUCGGGGAAAGUAUGGUGAAUACAAGUGGUGAAGUAAAUGCACGGAGGGAGUGUCUGUCCAGUUGCUAUGAAUGUACCACUACCUGAACCACGUACACUAAAUGACAGGAUGAAUACUGUGUAGGGUUAUAUAAUGCUGACUGUACAGUUGUCGUGUUUGUUGAGCUGUGCAGAAGGUUCCUGUCACCAUGCUGAGGCGCAAUCGAGUGGUGUUAGCUGCUUUCUGUUCAUUUUUUUGUCAAAAUUGGAUGCAAUUCUUUCCAUAAACCAAAAGCAGAAAAUGCUGGAGAGACGGCUGCUGUGGAGAGAACAGACAGGUUAACAGGCUUCAGAACUCUUGUUUUUUUUCUCUCCCCCACCCCCUCCUGCCCCCUCUGUGCUGAAGAUCUGUUUGCUCCGAGUUGGUUUAAAGGAAGGCAAGUUUACCCAAGAAAAGAAAUGCCUGUACAAGGAUUUCAAACACUCGGAAAGUGGCAGCGCCACUCCAAUCAGUCGGCCAGUGGAACUUUCAAACCUUCUGCACAUCCCGCCCCCACUACCCCCACCUCCCCCCCCCAACCUCCAUUCCUGAGCGCUGUCAUUACUUAUGUACCCAGGCGAUGGGAGAAGGCUUAGAAUGUGUAGCAACAGCAAUGAGACUCUCUGUGCACAGUCUCUUGUGUUUGAUUGAAUGUCUAUGACUUAAUUUGCAUUUGCCUUUGUAGUUUGGGGUCUGGGGCUGACUUUUGCACCUAAACACAUUGUUGUGCAGCUUCGGUUGAGCUCUCAAAUCACUGUAUCGUUUGAAUGUGGGCUCUGUCACGAGAGGCAUCUAAUAAAUGUACCCAGAUGUUUGACGAGCCGUGCCCAAUUCUCUGCAGCAGAUGGAUGGGUCCUCCCAGCAGUCAUACCUAGGAGCACAGUGGGCAGCAGCACCUCAUGACUGUUCAGGCCAAUCCCUUCACCAAGCUAGUAACUGUACCCACAAUCUCUUCAGCAAGUUGUCCUGAUGUGUUGGUCGGGAUUACUAUCCCCGGGAUGGCAUCUUUAUGUCGUGUUAGGAACCUUUGAGAGUGAGUCUCUGUGAAGAAUAAUAGUUCUGAAUUUCUUCCCCUUGAAGCCAAUUAAGGUAUAUAGCUUUUAGGUGUUGGAAGGGAUCCAUUAGAAAGCAAGUUGAGUACAUUAUGUAUAGUUUGUAUGCUUAAGUGUCUUACAGUCAGAGAUUUAUCCCUUAAUGCUCAGCCCUCGGUAAGAGAUACAGGUAAAAGCGUUUGAGUGCAAAAGGACCCACGUUUGGCCAUUUAUUAUCUGUAGGGAGGAAUAUAUGAUACAGUGUCCAGAGCAAGGGGUGAGAGGGCUUGGAGUAUCAUUAACAGUUGGUUGACCCUUGUGAAAUACUUAAACUGCCAGACUACCUUUUUACCUCCUGAAACCUCGCCACCCUUUUAUUGAUUGUCGGAAUUACCCUUUUCCUUUUUGCUCGUGUGAUAUUAUCACCAGAUAUUCAUCGGGGUGGGCCCUGUGAGUUCGAUAAGGUUGGUGGGCAACUUAUCAGAUUGAAAAUGCAGUACACAUACAGUCUGUUAUGUGUGUUCUGUCCAGUGCCAGGGGCUUUAGUGUAAAAGUCAACUCCAUUGUGUCAGUGUGUCAGUGAGAGGAGUUGUGUGUUUGCUCUUUGGUAGGAAGCCUGUGACCGUCUGACAGUCAUACUUAACAUGACUGCCCCCAACACUUGCAACCAUCAUGAACCCCUGCUUAAUACUGUUGACCAAAAAUGAUGUCUCUAAACCAGUUACCUGCAUUAUGGUUUGCACGAGGUCAGUGCUUUCUGCUAACCCUGCAGAUAACUACUGCUGGAUAGUACGGCACUGUCCGUUUAACUGUUUGCUAAAGAUUACAUAAGACAAGUCUCAUUUAAGUCUUUGACCCCCGAUGUUCCUCUCUCUGAAAGUGGUCAGGUUUAUCCAUGUUUCUGGAUAUCCUGUAGAGUGGUUGGUGUCCAGGUGUGGUAUUCUUUCAGGCCUCAUUGAGGGCAAUAGGUGUGCAGGUUUAGGCUGGAAUGGAUGGAAGGCAUGUUCUCCUUUCAAAAGUGUUAAUACAUUGCACUUUGAAACCAGAGUGCAUGUACCAUGGACAGGGCUGCCCACAAUCAUAAUCCUAAUCAUGCUUUAGACAGAGAGCCAGUGAAGGGAUAAUAAUAGACAUCACGGCAAUGAAGCCCUGGAUUAAAGGCAAUCCUUUGGCCCUAGCGUGUGUUCUUAUUUGUUUUGAAUUUGACCUGUAAUGUGUACAUUUUUCAUCAUUUUUUUAAAAAUAAGCUGUGAAAUCCUGGGUGACUUUUGACCUGUAAGCACUUACAUAAGUGGCAGGCAUACUUUUCUGAAUAUGUAACAUGUGUAAAAUAAAGUUACGUCCUUUUGUACCAGAUCACUACAGAUGAAAACCUCGGGUUCUUGUUGGUUUGACCCAUCACAAAUUGUUAAGCUAUUUGAAUAAAAUACUUUUCUCAGCUA
This is a messenger RNA of Carcharodon carcharias (great white shark), 3966 nucleotides long. RefSeq names its product LIM domain-binding protein 1-like. Bases 143 to 1117 code for a protein of 324 amino acids. Gene Ontology annotation, cellular component: nucleus; transcription regulator complex. Gene Ontology annotation, molecular function: LIM domain binding. Gene Ontology annotation, biological process: negative regulation of transcription by RNA polymerase II; nervous system development; positive regulation of transcription by RNA polymerase II. The transcript is spliced from 11 exons. The record is from RefSeq and is a predicted model, not a curated record. Lineage: Eukaryota; Metazoa; Chordata; Chondrichthyes; Lamniformes; Lamnidae.